AUGCCCAGAGACCAGCCUGAGAAGUUCACAACAUCGAUGUCUUUUGAGGAAAGGACGAGACAUAAACAAUACCUUAGUGAGGAUUGGGCGCAGCACCAAGCAUUACGCGCACAGCAGAGCCCUCCGCCUCCGCCUAUGGAAACGGAGGCCCCAACAUUCUCAGAGAUCGUAGCCAAUCCUGACUCAUCUGUCCCUCCGAAUGACGCUGUGAAUGUGCGAGACUGGCUUCAGGCGGUCGACUGCAGCGAGGAUCAAGAUGGCGCGCUAUGUCCGCACGAAGAUGCUGUCUCUGAGCGCUUUGACGCCGCAAUCACUGCAGAAGAUGACCGUAUACCUACGCUCAAUAGCGACACUGACACAGAGUACCCCGACAGUGUCGACAGCGAUUCCGACGCUGAAUUUCUCGUGCUUAAUCCUGACAGCGAUGCCGACACUGAUGCCAUCGUUGAGGCCGUCCUUGGUCCAUUCCGUGCUAAAGUUGAUGAUAUCGAUGUCGUGCCCCUUGUCAGCUACUCGUUCGAUUUGGCCGAAGGAGGAGAAUGCGCUGAUCCCCGUGGGUUUAUUGAGGAAGCAGAGGCAAUGGCUGAGCUCAUCCGGAAAGCACGCGAUGGUACGCUGGGUGACCCCCGGGCGGCAACACCGGACGGCAUAUUGCCGUUGGCUCAAGAUUUGCCCGAUGGCCCUUCUACGGAGCCUACCAACCCGAACUCCGACAGAGUUACCAUCAACCAUCUCUCGGACAUUCAAGAGACAGAGGUGGGGCGCUCAGUUGAUACGCCGCUCGAGGCCUCAUCAGAGGCUCAGAGCAAGACUGCCUUACUGGAGGCGCAGUCAUUCUGA
Molecule: messenger RNA, 840 nt
Organism: Postia placenta MAD-698-R-SB12
Lineage: Eukaryota; Fungi; Basidiomycota; Agaricomycetes; Polyporales; Adustoporiaceae
Exons: 4
Coding region: 1-840 (279 amino acids)
Source: RefSeq, a predicted model, not a curated record